AUGGCACAGCCUUCUUUCGAUCAGACCGAUCUCAACGACAUCUUCUUGCGCGCCUUCAAAGACUGCACCACGGGCAUCAUCAACAGCUUGUCAACCGACGCUAACGAUCCUGCAACCGCAACAGCUGUACAAACGAUCCUUGCGCAACUCAAUUAUGAUUACAAUCGCCUUGUCUACGUUAUCGACAUCAUCCAAAGUCGUGUCUACCGAGACCCAGCAUGGGGGGAUGCUGCUGUCGCAGUGUACGAUAUGAUCGCAACUUCCAUCGAUUCAUACUUCUCGCACCCAAGUUUGCCUAUAAGAGGUCCACUGCUCGUACAGCAUCAUCUGAUGAAGGUUUUACAAGCACAAUUCAGGUCGAUGAUGGCAGCAGAUACAUGGAGUUCUGGCUUGACCCUCUUCCUAGCACAACUCUGUCGAACUGAGGACAGCAUCGGUAGAUUAACUCCUGGUAUUAUGCUGCACAUACUCUCGGGAAUGGUCGAAUCGAGCAGAUUGUUCGGUGGGGAUAACCUCGAUCUGCUCUUUGAGAUCAUCAGCAGUGCUGGGCCGGUUUUGGAUACUCAAGCGCUGGAUGUUGUUAAUAGCUUUGGCGAGAAGCUGCAGCUUCUACAGGAGCGUGUGAAAGACAGAGGAAAUGUUUCGGUCAUGGCUGUGUUUGGGUUGAUGAGACUGAGGGAGCUGGGGUGGGGUUCAGAGACUAUCAAAACUUCGUAA
Macroventuria anomochaeta is the source of this 717-nucleotide messenger RNA. RefSeq lists its product as uncharacterized. NCBI's taxonomy places the organism in Eukaryota, Fungi, Ascomycota, Dothideomycetes, Pleosporales, Didymellaceae. The transcript has a single exon. The coding region runs from base 1 to 717 and encodes 238 amino acids. The record is from RefSeq and is a predicted model, not a curated record.